Entelurus aequoreus (snake pipefish) is the source of this 2811-nucleotide messenger RNA. RefSeq names its product piggyBac transposable element-derived protein 4-like. The transcript has a single exon. Lineage: Eukaryota; Metazoa; Chordata; Actinopteri; Syngnathiformes; Syngnathidae. The coding region runs from base 679 to 2370 and encodes 563 amino acids. The record is from RefSeq and is a predicted model, not a curated record.
CUAAGUCCCCUGAACACAAAGAAACAAAUAGUGAGUCAAUCCAACCAUCAUAGACCGAGUUAUUGCAGUUUGAAUACUGUUAGGCUUGGUCUUGAAUGUGACCAAAAGUGAUUUUCGUAAUUUCUGAACGUACAAAUACAUAUAAACUCAGUUUUCCAUAUAAGUGUCACACAAGAAAUGAAAUGGAACAAUCACUGUGAGUUUAUCUGACUAUUACAUGCUGAACUAGUGUGGUUUGAGUAGCGUUUGGUGGCCAUUUUAGCGUUUUUCUACCUCGAACAUCCCAGUAGGAAACCAUUUAUUUGUGCUCCUAAGUCCCCUGAACACAGAAAAAAGCAGUGAGUAGAUCUUUAUUAGUAAUUGAUGCAGAAACCACUGAGAUAAAUGGUCUUGAAAAUAAAUUUAUAAUUUAUACUCUGUCGGAAUGGCGGGAUGUCGGAACAGUUCAAACAUUCCGUUCCCGCGCCGUGUGAGAACAGGAGGAGGGGAGGGGGGAGGAGCAAACAUAUAAAAGCACUCGCAUAGCAGCCUUCUAAACCAUUUCUCUGCUGCUGUCUCUGCUGCUGUUUGUGAUAUACUCUCUCUCUCUCUCUCUUGUUUCGAGUUUGCCUUCUAAACCAUUUCUCUGCUGCUGUUUGUGAUAUACUCUCUCUCUCUCUCUCUCUUGUUUUGAGUUUGAUGAUGCCAAACCACAAGACGUUCUCUGUCCAGGAGGUUUUGGAUCAGGUUUUUAGUGAAGAGGUAGACAUAGAGGAAAAUGUGUCUGAAAUCGAAGACAAUGUUGUGGAAGACCCUGAUUAUGGGGCAUCGUCCUCUGAUGAGGAUGAGACCCUUGAUGCUGAAGUUCCUGUCAACACUGGAACACCAGCAGACAUUUUCCUGUCCAAAAAUGGAAAGUUGUCGUGGUCCCCUGCCCCACGUCAACGGCAGGGUAGACUUAGCGCUGGUAAUGUCAUCAAAAUGGUUCCAGGCCCAACCCGAUAUGCGAUUAGCCGUGUCCAAGACAUAAAAUCUGCAUUUGAGCUCCUCAUGACACCAUCAAUUGAGAACCAUGUACUCUUGAUGACCAAUUUAGAGGGGAGUCGUGUGUUUGGGGACAGUUGGAAGCCGAUCGAUGCAAUUGACUUGCAGGCAUACAUCGGGUUGCUCAUUUUGGGGGGCGUGUACAAGUCCAAAGGCGAGGCAGCAGAAAGCCUGUGGAAUAAAGAGACUGGAAGGGCCAUCUUCCCAGCCACCAUGUCUCUGAAGAAAUUCCAUAUUAUGUCUCGUGUCCUACGGUUCGAUGACAGAGAGAAAAGACAGGGCCGGAGAGAACAUGACAAGCUGGCAGCUAUCCGGGAUGUAUGGGACAAGUGGGUUCAGCAACUGCCAUUGCUUUACAACCCAGGCCCCCAUGUGACUGUGGAUGAAUGUCUGGUGGCGUUUCGUGGCCGCUGUCCAUUUAGACAGUACAUCCCGAGUAAACCAGCCAAAUACGGCAUUAAAAUAUGGGCAGCAUGUGAUGCCCAGUCGAGCUAUGCCUGGAAUAUGCAGGUCUACACCGGCAAAGCCCCUGGGGAAGCACCUGAAAAAAAUCAGGGCAUGAGGGUUGUCCUGGACAUGGCUGAGGGACUGGAGGGGCACAAUAUAACGUGCGACAACUUCUUCACCUCCUAUGCCCUUGGUGAAGAACUCGCAAAGCGGAAAGUCACCAUGCUGGGGACAGUCCGCAAGAACAAGCCAGAGCUUCCCUCUGAGCUUGUUGCAAUCAAGAACAGACAGGCUACAUCCUCAGUGUUUGCCUUCACUGAGAACGCCACAGCUGUUUCGUAUUGCCCCAAGAAAGGGAAGAACGUUGUGCUCAUGAGUACGAUGCACAAGGAUGCCCAGCUCAGCACCAGGGAGGACAAGAAGCCACAAAUGGUGUUGGACUACAAUGCCACAAAGGGUGGUGUUGACAACCUGGAUAAAGUCACAGGCACGUACAGCUGCCGACGCAUGACUGCACGAUGGCCCCUUGUUGUAUUCUUCAACAUCAUCGAUGUGAGUGCCUACAACGCUUUUGUGCUUUGGAGGGAGAUCAGUGAAGGCUGGAACAGCGAAAAGCUGUACCGGAGGAGGCUGUUCCUGGAACAGCUGGGGUACGCGCUGGUGCAACCCCAAAUUGCACGAAGAGUUGUCCUACCAAGAGCCUCAGCGGCUGCUGUGGUGAUAGUGGAGGAUGUUCAGAGGGAGGCACACACCUCCAAUCCUCCAGUGGCCAGAGGGCAAAAACGAGGCAGGUGCCAGAUCUGUUCCACUAGGAACGAUAACAAGACAACUAAUACAUGUGGGGGAUGUGGCAAAUACAUCUGCAAGGAGCACAUCCGUUGUGGAUCAUGUGCCCAGUAGUGCUUUACCCUUUCUUGGAGAGUGGGGGAUGAAUAUUGCCAUUUUUCAUUUGUUUUACAUUUCUUGAGAGAGGUAGACUCUAGGCUACUUUUUGCAGUCUGUGAAAAAAUAGGAGUGGCAGACUUUUACAGUAUUUUAGUUUUUUUGAAAUAAGACAAUAUUUUUGGUAAAUAGCCUACUGUCUUGUUAUUUUUUUCUUCAAAUAUGGACACUCCAAAUGGCCGGCCAAUGGUCAGAUAUUUGUUGUUGUUGAAAAAAAACAAAACAAAACAAAAAAAAAUACAAAAUAUAAAGAGUAAUAAAAAAACUUCCCCCAUUGAGGAUUGCCACCUUAUCCUGGUCAGAGGGUUUGUGCUUGACCCUUUCUUGGAGAGUGAGACGAAUAUUGUUAUUUUCAAAUGGACACUCCAAAUGGCCAACGGUCAGAUAUUUGUUGUUGUU